AUGGCCGUACCCUUCUUUAGGCACUCUACAUCUACUAAUGGAGCCACGAAUCCACCCAACACCGAUACAAAUGCCACGGAGCAAUAUGGAUACGUGGAAGGAGUAUUUCAUGCCAGUGUGGGCAGAUAUACCUUGUCCUUUCAUGACGCCCAACGUCUUUGUGCAUUGCUCGGGGAAUCCUUAGCUACAUACGAUCAGUUGUACACUGCUUGGGAAGCUGGCCUUCAAAAAUGCAGAUCCGCUGAUGACAACGGUUACUAUGUGUGUGAGAUGAGCAACUCAGAAAGGUACAUGGACCCUGAAAGAAUGCAAGACCGCAUUAGUUUUGAUUACUAUGGCACAACUACUGAGAUGCUUUACAGCCUUCUGCCAACAUGUGACAGUAUUACUUGUAAUCAUGGAGGAAAGUGCACUCAAGGUCAGCGGUUGGGUAAAAUUACGUGUCAGUGCCUUCCUGAAGUUACUGUGUUGCCAUUCAUUGACGAUAAGUGUAAUGUUGAUAUGAAUGCGAUGACGCAGCUGGGGGCCGUGAAGGGAGUUUUUCAAGCUCAAGUGGGCAUAUAUUCCUUGACCUUUAAUGACGCCCAACGUCUUUGUGCACUGCUUGGGGCAACCUUAGCUACAUACGAUCAGUUAUACACUGCUUGGGAAGCUGGCCUUCAAAGAUGCAGGUACGGUUGGCUAGCUGAUGCCACCCUUCGCUACCCAAUGCAAACGAUCCAACCUAAUUGUGGAAGUCUUACCGGUAUUAUUGGAUCGUCUACUCCGCAACAUAAUAAGUCCAAAACGUCUAACGCUUGGUGUUAUAAAUAG
This is a messenger RNA of Pocillopora verrucosa, 813 nucleotides long. Lineage: Eukaryota; Metazoa; Cnidaria; Anthozoa; Scleractinia; Pocilloporidae. The record is from RefSeq and is a predicted model, not a curated record.